UAUAUACACACUAGCUAGCCCAAGCUCACCAACCUACCACCAACCCUGCUGCAAGGUGACUUCUUGUUUCUUUAACAUAUAUCCCACCAGAGAUUUGCAAUAUUGGCUCAAAUAUAUCUUGUUUGUAAAGGCCACAGCUGAAAGUUAAAGAAGCUGUCGUCCCAGCUGAUGAGAUGGUCUGGUGGAUAUAUGUAGUUGUUGCAGUACUGUUGAGCAUCGGCAGAGAAGGCUGCCGCGUUGAGGGAGAAGAUGUUGUCACGUAUGAUGGAAGAUCUUUAAUCAUUAAUGGCCAAAGGAAAAUUCUCUUUUCUGGUUCUAUUCACUAUCCUCGCAGCACUCCUCAGAUGUGGCCAUAUUUGAUAGCCAAAGCAAAAGAAGGAGGAGUUGAUGUGAUUCAAACUUACGUGUUUUGGAAUUUGCAUGAGCCUCAACCCGGUCAGUAUGACUGUAGUGGAAGAUAUGAUUUGGUGAAAUUCAUGAAAGAAAUCCAAGCACAAGGGCUCUAUGCUUGCCUUAGGAUUGGACCUUACAUUGAGAGUGAAUGGACUUAUGGGGGAUUUCCAUUUUGGUUGCAUGAUGUCCCUGGCAUUGUGUAUCGAACAGAUAACGAACCUUUUAAGUACUACAUGCAAAACUUUACUACAAAAAUAGUGAACUUGAUGAAGUCAGAGGGUUUAUAUGCUUCGCAAGGAGGCCCAAUAAUACUAUCACAGAUUGAGAAUGAAUAUCAAAACAUUGAAGCAGCUUUUCAUGAAAAAGGAGCUGCUUAUGUUCGAUGGGCAGCAAAAAUGGCAGUCGACCUUGGAACGGGUGUGCCAUGGGUAAUGUGCAAGCAAACUGAUGCUCCUGAUCCAGUGAUUAAUACAUGCAAUGGUAUGAGAUGUGGAGAAACUUUUGGAGGGCCCAACUCACCAAACAAGCCAUCCAUGUGGACAGAAAACUGGACAUCUUUCUAUCAAGUAUAUGGUGGAGAGCCAUACAUAAGAUCAGCUCAAGAUAUUGCAUUUCAUGUUGCACUUUUCAUAGCAAAAAAGGGAAGUUACAUAAAUUACUACAUGUACCAUGGUGGAACGAAUUUUGGGAGGACGGCAUCUGCUUACGUGAUCACGAGUUACUACGAUCAGGCUCCUCUUGAUGAAUAUGGUUUGCUAAGACAACCAAAAUGGGGUCAUCUUAAGGAAUUGCAUGCUGUAAUAAAGAAUUGCUCUACUCCUUUACUGGAGGGAGUGCAAACCAAUUUCUCCAUAGGUCAAUUUCAACAGGCUUAUGUUUUUGAAGAAGGAAGUGGAGGAUGUGUUGCAUUUCUUGUAAACAAUGAUUCAACAAACAAUGCGACUUUGCAAUUCCGGAACAAUUCGUUUGAAUUGUUGCCAAAGUCCAUAAGCAUUCUACCAGACUGUCAGAAUAUAAUUUUCAACACUGCAAAGGUAAAAACACAGCCAAACAAGAGAAUUACGACGUCAAGCAAAAUGUUUGAUGCAGUUGAUAGCUGGGAAGAAUUCAGAGAUGUCAUCCCAAACUUCUUAGAUACCUCACUGCAAGCAAAUUCAUUGUUAGAGCACAUGAAUACAACCAAAGAUGGAUCUGAUUACCUUUGGUAUUCUCUCAGCUUUCAACCCAAUUCAUCUUGCACUGAACCUGUGCUUCACAUUGAGUCCCAGGGACAUGUCGUGCAUUCCUACAUCAACAACAAAUUUGUAGAAGCUGGACAUGGGAGCCAUAAUAUUAAAGGCUUUACUAUGGAUAUUCCAAUUGACCUAAUUGAUGGUCUGAACAAUGUAUCAAUACUCAGUGUUAUGGUUGGAUUACCGGAUUCAGGACCUUUCCUGGAGAGCAGAUUUGCUGGAUUGACAAAAGUGGAAAUUCAAUGCUCUGAAACAGAGUUAUAUGAUUUUACCAAUUAUACAUGGGGAUAUCAGGUUGGCUUGCUAGGGGAGAAGUUACAGGUGUAUAAAGAAGAAAAUUUAGAUGAAGUGGAGUGGAGUAGUGAGAUUGAUCAUUCUGCCAAUCAGUCACUCACUUGGUACAAGACUGUUUUUGAUGCACCUACUGGAGAUGAUCCCAUUGCCUUAAACCUAAGCAGCAUGGGAAAAGGAGAAGUUUGGGUGAAUGGACAAAGUAUUGGUCGCUAUUGGGUUUCAUUUCUUACUUCCAAAGGAGUUCCCUCGCAAACUUUGUACCAUGUGCCUCGAGCAUUUCUCAAACCUUCUGGAAAUCUAUUAAUUGUACUUGAAGAGUUGAAUGGAGAUCCUCUUCAUAUCUCAUUACACACCAUCUCAGUUGCUGAUUUUGAUUCACAAACUCCUUACUAUCACCUCCCUCGAUAAUAUAUAUAACCUUAUUAAUGUGUAUGCACUCUCCAUGUUGGUUAAUAUAUAAACCAUUAAUCUAUAAUUCA
Messenger RNA from Theobroma cacao (cacao), 2398 nucleotides. RefSeq names its product Glycosyl hydrolase family 35 protein (gene MUM2). The record is from RefSeq and is a predicted model, not a curated record. Lineage: Eukaryota; Viridiplantae; Streptophyta; Magnoliopsida; Malvales; Malvaceae. Gene Ontology annotation, biological process: carbohydrate metabolic process. Gene Ontology annotation, molecular function: hydrolase activity, hydrolyzing O-glycosyl compounds.